Molecule: messenger RNA, 1574 nt
Organism: Momordica charantia (bitter melon)
Lineage: Eukaryota; Viridiplantae; Streptophyta; Magnoliopsida; Cucurbitales; Cucurbitaceae
Source: RefSeq, a predicted model, not a curated record
CCCUCCCACACUGUAGGUCCAACGACAACAGAAUAAGUGUCCCAAAUCCGCAUUGCCCAAAUGAUGUCAGAACAAAAAAUAAAAAAUAAAAAUAAAAAACAGAAUGAAUGAAUGAAAUUAAAAUACUGAAAACAGAGAGAGAAGAAUUAAGAUUUAUCAGAACUGAUCAAAACAAAAGCUUUUGAGAAACACAAAAACAUUUCUGAAAGAGAAAGAGAAAAAGAUAAUACAGGCAAUCUACCAUCUCCGUCCACCGCCGCCGAUCGCCGACAGAUAUGGUUCGUUGAAACGUCUGUCUUAUGAAUUACUUGUUGGGUUUUUUUGAACUGGGUUUUCUCAUACCAUCAUUUUUCUCCCCAAUAAUGGACGCCGUACUUCUGUCGCUCUGAAACUCAAUAUCAUUUUCCCUCCUCAGAGAUCAAAACCCAUCCUUUUACUGGCUCAUGCAGAGAAGUGGUUAAGAGAAGAGAUGCAGCGGCGGGAUCACGAUGAAAUAAUGAAGGCGGUUCAGGAGAGGAGAUUGAAGGGGAAUUUGCAAGUGCAAAAUCAGGUUCAAGCACAGCCUCAGCCUCAGAAAUGCCCUCGCUGUGAUUCUCUCAACACCAAGUUUUGUUAUUACAACAACUAUAGUUUGUCUCAGCCUCGUUAUCUUUGCAAGACCUGUAGAAGGUAUUGGACUCAAGGUGGUACUCUCCGGAACGUCCCCGUCGGUGGCGGUUGUCGGAAGGGUAAACGACCUAAACCCUCUUCCGACAACACAAGGUCGACACAACCGCUACUGCCACCGCCACCACGAUCACCAGUAGUCCAACAAAUUAGUUUAUCGGCUACUCCACAACCCAUAAUCUUCUCCGGUACUCCCAUCAUGACCACAUCGUCGUCCUACUUCAAUCCUGGUGAGGAAGUGGGGUCAUCUUCGAGGUGGGUAAAUUCAUUUGUAUCAUCGCAAAUAGGGCAGUCUCAAAUUCAAGCAUCUGAAAUAAUCUAUGAAAUGAUGGAUCAUCAUCAGUCAGCUGGAAAGGCAGCCGUGAAUAAUUCAUCUUCUCCGGCGGCAGCGUGGCCUGAAACCUACAUCAAUAACAAUUCUAGCAACCCUUUGGCCGCCGUGGGUGACACCAUUGUUUGGACCUCCGGCAACAGCACCACCGCAGUUGACCAAUCUUCUUUGGAUCCAAAUCAGUGGCCCGAUUAUAUGCGGGGAUUUUGUCCGCCUCCAUGACAUGACACAUUUCUAAAGCCGAAGAUACCAAAGAGAUCACAAAUCUGUGGAAUUCGAUUCUUUAUAUUUAAAAAAAAAUGCUGUGAAAAGACCAUACCUUUGAUUUUAUAUAUAUAUAUAUAUAUAUAUAUGCUUUGACUCAUUGGAUUGGUUUGAACUUUGAAAUGACAUAGUGUGUUGAAGAAUCAGGCCAGGUGAUGAAUUUGUAAGAACAGAAGAGGGUAACUAGCUAGCUCUGGAUUUUGUUGUAAAAUUGUGUAUUAAUAUAGGGGGAAACCAAGAAUUCUUAGUUGGGUUAGGUUUGUUGUGUUCAACUUUUUUGGUUUUUGAUUAAAGAGAGAUCAGUAAUUAUGUA